UCAGAGAAGAUUGCAACUCAUUACCUUCAUUGAUAUUUCUAUAUAUACACAUAACUCAUCCUUUCUAUCAUCAACCAACAACAAGCAAUCCAAUAACUUUUAUCUAUUCAUACAUCUCUUCCAAAGAAUUCAAACUUUCAGAAAACCAAGAAAAUAGAAAUGGCUUUGGUGAGAAGUUUAUUGGGUGCAAAGAAGAUUCUUGGCCAAGCAACAGCUUCUACAAGCAAAAGAGCAACCAUGGCGGCACCACCUAAAGGGUUUCUUGCCGUGUACGUAGGGGAGAGCCAGAAGAAGAGAUAUGUGGUGCCGAUCUCAUACUUGAGCCAGCCUUCGUUUCAAGCUCUUCUCAGCAAAUCCGAAGAAGAGUUUGGUUUCGAUCAUCCAAUGGGUGGCUUAACAAUCCCUUGUCCUGAAGAUACUUUCAUCAAUGUUACUUCUCGGCUUCAGUGAUGAUUAUUCACCAUUUUUGUUCUUAGAACCAGAGUUAGAUUUAUUCAUUGUAUAUAGAUGAAUCUUUUCUCUUUCUUCUCGAAUGAGUUUUCCGAAAUGGUUAUAAAAUGAAUUCAGUUUUCAUGCAA
Messenger RNA from Raphanus sativus (radish), 578 nucleotides. RefSeq names its product auxin-responsive protein SAUR21. The transcript has a single exon. The coding region runs from base 160 to 450 and encodes 96 amino acids. Gene Ontology annotation, biological process: response to auxin. The record is from RefSeq and is a predicted model, not a curated record. NCBI's taxonomy places the organism in Eukaryota, Viridiplantae, Streptophyta, Magnoliopsida, Brassicales, Brassicaceae.